AUGGACGUUAACAACACUACACAGGACAACAGCACCUUUGAAAAUGUCAGUUCUUUUGACUACGGCACCUGCAACUACUACGAUGACACUGAAGCUGGACACAUCACAGAUGUGGUGACGUGCAUCAUCAUUUGCAUCGGCCUUCCUUUGACCUUCGUCGCCAUCUACUCUCUCUACUCUCUGGUACGAAAUGAUCACGUUGCUCCCAUCUACGUCAUCAACCUUCUGAUCUCCGACCUCAUCCAGUUCUGCUGCAUGAUCUGUGAGGUAGCACAACCGCAGAUCAACAUCAUGAUGAUAUACAUUAUGAACGAAUAUAUUUACACCUACAGUCUGAUGACCAGUGUUGGCUUCAUGGUGUGCAUCGCCCUGGAAAGGUAUUUGCUGAUCGUCUUCCCACUGUGGUACCGCUGCAGACGAACCAUCAAGUCCACUGUGGUGAUCUGUGUCGUGGCCUGGGCCCUUCCUGCUCUCUUCUUUUUUACUUCAUUUUUUGGUGAUGAUUUUCAGCUCCUUCCCUUCCCACCGCUCAUAUUCUUCUGCUGUGCGACUCUCAAAGCCCUGUCUGCCUCCGUCUCGAUCCUGCCUGAGGAAAAACAACGAAUUGCAGGAACUUUGGUCCUGAUGCUGCUAAUUUACAUGUUGCUUUUUCUGCCCUUCAUCAUUUAUAUAAUGGUAGAUAGUUACACAAAUGACAGAUCACUAACUAAUACUCUCUCCUACCUGUCUCGUGCAUUUCUUAAGCUGAAUCCUCUUGCAGACUUGGUUCUGUAUAUCUUCAUGAAGAAAGGGGCCCUAGACAAGAUUUUGGUCUCUGUGUGUUGUUGCAGAGUUGAAGAUGUCAGCAGUCUGGAAAACAACACUAUCAGAGAGAACUAA
This is a messenger RNA of Sander lucioperca (pikeperch), 879 nucleotides long. RefSeq names its product mas-related G-protein coupled receptor member X4-like. Gene Ontology annotation, molecular function: G protein-coupled receptor activity. Gene Ontology annotation, biological process: G protein-coupled receptor signaling pathway. The record is from RefSeq and is a predicted model, not a curated record. The transcript is spliced from 3 exons. Lineage: Eukaryota; Metazoa; Chordata; Actinopteri; Perciformes; Percidae. Bases 1 to 879 code for a protein of 292 amino acids. Gene Ontology annotation, cellular component: membrane.